Messenger RNA from Penicillium expansum, 978 nucleotides. Its product is annotated as aldo/keto reductase family protein. The record is from RefSeq and is a predicted model, not a curated record. The transcript is spliced from 2 exons. Gene Ontology annotation, cellular component: cytosol. The coding region runs from base 1 to 978 and encodes 325 amino acids. NCBI's taxonomy places the organism in Eukaryota, Fungi, Ascomycota, Eurotiomycetes, Eurotiales, Aspergillaceae.
AUGGAUGUCCCUCACUAUGUAUUCGGUGCCCAAGGUUUUGGUGUGGCCUGGACAGCUAACAACGUUGACCACUUGAUGAAGAGUCUCAUGGAGGCUGGACUUUAUCAAUUUGACACGGCUGCCCUGUAUCCCGCCACAAAUCCUGGUGAAUCUGAGGAACUACUCGGCAAAAAAAAGCCAGCAGAUGCGAUCAUCGAUACAAAGGUGCUCUUCAUUGGCGAUGACUCUUUGUCGUUCAAAAACAUAGGAGCCUCUAUCAAGGCCAGUUUGGAGCGACUGCAGGUCAAGAAGAUCCACACACUCUACGCUCAUGCCCCGGACCGCAAGACCCCGAUCCCGCUACAAGCCGCACACUUUGAUCAUUACUAUCGUGAAGGCUACUUUGAAAGGUUGGGUCUCUCCAACUACAGUCCGUCUGCAAUCCGCGCCUGGAUGGAAAUCGCAGUGGAGGAAAACCUGAUCAUGCCUUCUGUCUACCAAGGCCAGUACAACGUCUUCUGCCGAGGCUACGAGGAUGAACUUUUCCCCGUACUUCGCGAGUUCGGUAUUGACUUCGAAGCAACCUCGCCGUUGGCGGGUGGAUUCCUCACCGGCAAGCUUUCCUAUUCGCCAUCGCCCGAGCAGCUGGAGGGUACUCGUUUCGAGGUUGGAGAGGGUAACAUGCUUGGUGCAGUUUACCGUAUGUGGUAUGACCAGCCCCUCUAUCACCAAGCGAUGCGAGCCUUGGACAAUAUCGGUAAAAGACUGGGGACUACAGGGGCUCAAUGCGCGCUGCGCUGGCUGCUUUUCCACUCGAAUCUCAUGGACCCUGACCGAAUUGUCAUCGGGCCAAGCACCCUGGAGCAGCUUCAAGACUAUGUCGAUGCUCGCAAGGCCGGACCACUUCCAGCCGAUGCAGCAGGCGAGAUCAGUGCACUUUGGCCGACUCUGAAGGAAGCUGCGGCGACAAUCAUUGAGAAGGGAUGGUGGUCUCUGUGA